Molecule: messenger RNA, 2214 nt
Organism: Conger conger (European conger)
Lineage: Eukaryota; Metazoa; Chordata; Actinopteri; Anguilliformes; Congridae
Product: POU domain, class 6, transcription factor 2-like
Exons: 11
Coding region: 1-2214 (737 amino acids)
Biological process (GO): regulation of transcription by RNA polymerase II
Molecular function (GO): DNA-binding transcription factor activity, RNA polymerase II-specific; RNA polymerase II cis-regulatory region sequence-specific DNA binding
Source: RefSeq, a predicted model, not a curated record
AUGAUUACCGGGCAGCUGGGAAAACCGGCGCUCCGUCUGCCGGAGAUGAGCGGGGCGGACCAGCGGGAGGGCGACCGGCCGGACACUCCGGACACUCCGGACAGCGAGCGGAGCGAGACGGGCGAUCCCCCGGCCCCGCCGCUCGAGGCCGGCGACGGGGAGGACUGCGACCACCCCGCCGAGCCCCGCGGGACCCCAGAAAGCUUGUCUCAUUGUGACAGACCUGACACCCCUACGGAGCAGCCUCAGGUCAAGCAGGCCUACCCAUCCUUUCCAGUGGGACCCCAGCGCCUGCUCUCAGCCCCGCAGUUGGCCUCGGCAGUAGGGGGCGUGGUGCCCGGGGCCCCUCCGUGUCUGAACCAGCCCGUGCUCCUGCCCCUCAGCAUGGCGGGGCAGCUGGGGGGGCAGCAGGGCCUGGUGCUCACCAUGCCCGGCGCCAGCCUGGCCAGCCUCCAGGGCCUGAUGGCAGCCGCGGCCGCCGGGGGCCUCAUGACCUUACCGCUACAGAGCCUCCAAGCUACCUCAUCCCUGAACUCCCACCUCCAGCACAUGCAGAAACUACAGCAGCUCCAGCACCAGCACCAACAGCAACACCAGCGACAGCAACACCAACAGCACCUACACCAGCAGCAGCAACAGCGGCUGCAAUACCAGCAGCAUCUGCAGCAACAGAAGCUACAGCAGCAACAUCAACACCAAGGACAGAAACUGCAACAACACCUACAAUACAACACCAACAGCAAGGACAGCAAUUGCAACAGCAACUACAACACCAACAGCAAGGGCAGCUACUGCAACAGCAACUACAACACCAACAGCAAGGACAACAACUGCAACAGCAACUACAACACCAACAGCAAGGACAGCUACUGCAACAGAAACACCUUCAGCAGCAACACCAAGGGCAGCCACGCCAAGCUCAGAAAGCCCUCGCCGUCCCUUCCCUGCUCCUCCUCGCCUCCCCACAGACAGAGCUCGCCCACCUGCAGCCUGGCCACGCCCCGCACACCUCCCUCACCUCUCCAGCUGAACUCUCUGUCCAAUCAGACGGCAGCGGCAGCAGCCGUGGGCUCCCUCGGUGGAGGGCAGCCGUUCGGCGGCACCGUGCCGGGCCUGCAGGGUGUAGGAGGCCAGCUGGUCACCAACUCACAAGGACAGAUUAUUGGAACAAUCCCAGUGAUGCCAAACUCUGCAGGAGCCGGCAGCCAGGCAGGAGGCGGAGCAUCAGGGCUGCCAGUACAGCCAAUCACACCUCAGCUCCUGACGAACGCCCAGGGCCAGAUCAUCGCCACCGUCAUCGGCAACCAGAUCCUGCCCGUCAUCAACACCCAGGGCAUCACACUUUCCCCUGUGAAGCCUGGACAGCAGUUGCCUCAGGUCCCACCAGGACAGGUAGGCCCCAUGGCCGCCAGCCUCCAUCACCGGCCACAUGGGCAGAACUCCGUUUCCCAGAGUCCUGUUCACCAGACCUCCUCCGCCUCCAGCUCCCCCUCCUCCACAGCCCUCAGUGUGGGGCAGCUGGUCAACAAUCCCCCGGGGGGCGCCGGAGAGCUGGAGGGGGUCAACCUGGAGGAGAUCCGCGAGUUCGCCAAAGCCUUCAAGAUCCGCCGCCUGUCCCUGGGGCUGACGCAGACUCAGGUGGGCCAGGCCCUCAGUGCGGCCGAGGGCCCUGCCUACAGCCAGUCUGCCAUCUGCAGACACACCAUCCUGAGAGGCCACUUCCUCCUACCGCAGGAAGCCCAGGAGAGCGGUUUAGCUAGCGGUCUGACUGCCAAACUGAACCCUGGCCUUUUAUACCCCGCCAGGUUCGAGAAGCUGGACAUCACGCCAAAAAGCGCCCAGAAGAUUAAGCCCGUUCUGGAGCGCUGGAUGGCAGAGGCUGAGGCCCGCCACCGUUCGGGGAUGCAGAACCUGUCCGACUUUAUCGCCCACGAGCCCUCCAAAAAGCGCAAGAGGCGGACCUCCUUCACGCCGCAGGCGCUGGAGAUUCUCAACGCCCACUUUGAGAGGAACACGCACCCCUCGGGGCAGGAGAUGACGGAGAUCGCCGAGAAGCUCAACUACGACCGCGAAGUGGUCCGCGUCUGGUUCUGCAACAAGAGGCAGGCGCUGAAAAACACAAUAAAGCGUUUGAAACCGGCCGAGCUAGACCCGGCCGCUCCGAUGGACUCCCUGACGGACGCCCUCCUGGAACCGCUGGAUGAACACUCUUAA